AUAGCAGAAUGCACUCAUGUUAUGAAGCAUCACACGGCGUGAAUCCAAUGGUAAGCCUUCAUUUUACAUAGCCUAUCUAUAGCUUCCCUGCAUGAUUUUAUUAGCCUAUUCUAGAUAUGUCUAGUUGCCCUUUUGAAAUGGGAACAAGCACUGCGCUCAUAACUUUUGAUCGGUUUAAAUAACCUAGUUGUCAUAGGCCUAGCCUAUGUGACAGUGAUCCUAGCCUAUCGCAGAAAGGGUGGUCGAUUGAGCCUCAUAUGUUAUUUAUCAUCUUUUAGGAUUUAUUUCCAGGUUAUUUUGUAAUAACAAACAAUACGGACACAGGAUUCGUCUCUCAAGUUGGAACGGGAUGUGGACCGUGCGUUUUGCUGUUGGGGCUUUUAUCAGUAUGAUUUUCCAAGUGGGCAUGACGCAACAGUGGACGAAUGGUGAGUAUUGCCAUGGUUGGAAGGACGCGCAAUCUACCUGGCGAGGGGGUUUCCAUUGUCCCGAGCGCCACGAUCAAAGAGAAGCAGUGAUCUGCUGUGGAACUUGUGAGCUGCGCUACUGUUGCGCACUCAUAGGCGCAAGACUGGAUCAGGGAAACUGCAUCAACCACGAGCAAGUUCUACAGGCUGGCACGUCUGAUGACGAGAAAGAUGCCAAGAUCGCAGGUAAGUUGUAGCUUUGGCUACUGAAAUAGGAACACAUACUUCAAUUUUUAUCCUUGCUUGGUUAAUUAUUCUUUUUCAUAAAGGCCUAAUGUGCUAGCUAUAGAAGGCCUAUACUUUUUAGGCAAAGCUACCUAUUCCUUGAUUACACACACAGUGAGAUUCCUUAUAAAUGGUAUUGAUGAAUGAGAAAGCCUAAUGCAGUGUGUGCUUGAAUCCAACCCACCAAAUUUGCCUUAAAGUGUGGCCUCAUGUCCAAGCAUUUAUUAAAUUCUUCAACAUGCAGUUAGCCUACUCCUCACAUCACGAGAAUCAUGUUAAGACUUGAUCUGCUGCCAAGAAGCUUUUCAAUGAACCGUUUUUUUUCUUCAUGUUUUGCACAGUUUAAUACUUUUCUUGGAAUAUGAACACAUCCCCAGCCUUGCUAGAACUGAAGAACAGGGGAGUCUAAUUCAAGUGCAUAGUGUAUACAACUCCAAAAUAUUUACACAGGAAGGUCAUCCUUAAAAUGUAUUUCUUUCCUUUCCACUCAAUCAAUCCUUCCACUCCUCCCCUGCCCUCUUUAUUUUUGUGCUUUCUUUUCACUCUGUAGUACCUGUCUAUGUUCCCUUUGUUAUCGUGGGCUCUGUGUUUCUGGCCUUUAUCUUUCUGGGCUCCAUGGUGGCCAUGGGUGUCUGUCUGAGUCGUAAACAGGAGAUCUCCCAAAGCCCAGACGCUGGUCCCCAGGGUGGGAGUGGAGAGCAGCAGCAGGAGGUUGUACCCAUGACUGUGAGUACAGGGACGUCCUGUGGUUCCACCUCAUCUCUCUACCCUCCCAAUGCCAGCCAAGCCUGUUCAACUGGACCCACACGUGUCCACCAAACCUUAAAGAGGCAGGAAACUCCCACCAGCCCACAACCCUCCAUGGUCCAACCUUUUACCAUGCACCCCUCCAUGGUGUUUUCCACCCUGGUUCACCCCUCCAUGCUUCAUCAUUCCAUAAUGCAUCCUUAUAUGGCUCAAAUGCCUACUCUGUAUACCUCACAAGGGGAAAGCCGUCGUCUCCCAUCUCCCUGCCCUCCAUCCAGCUAUACCAGCACUAAACCCAGGCACACUGAAGUGAUCAUAUAAUUUGUGACUUUGACUUUGAAAGAGUAUUUGGGUAAUCAAAUAGGAAAAUAUGAAUAAGCCCAGGAAAUGUAAUGUAAAUGUGUGGCAGCCAGUUUAGACUAAUAAAAAUGUUUAGGAGAAUAAUUG
Molecule: messenger RNA, 1886 nt
Organism: Coregonus sp. 'balchen'
Lineage: Eukaryota; Metazoa; Chordata; Actinopteri; Salmoniformes; Salmonidae
Source: the annotation of a GenBank genome assembly